CGUUAUUUUGACAAUUGAGUGUAAAUUCGAAGGAGGUGUUUGUGUUAAUCGUUUUAAUUAUUUUAAUUUAAAAUUAUUUUACUAAAAAAUAAAUGGAACAAAAAUAUUAAGGAAAAAACUGUCAAAUUUUUUUUUUGUGUAAAAUGGCUCAGCCAUUGGGUGGGUGGAUUCACAGUUUUGCUGUGACUGAAACCAAUACACACAAAAAGGGCUACACAAUUUAUAAAAUAACAUCAAUUGUAUUUCCUCGAUCAGUUCCAGAAGCGCUCACAUGCAUUUCAGUAUGGAAAAGAUUUCAUGAUGUAAAGAGAUUGUACCGCGAUUUGCAAAAGCGUCAUCGGAAUUUAUCCCUAAAUGGAAAGGUUCCUGAACCUAAAAAUGAUUAUUUUAAAAGAUUUGAUCCUGAGGUUAUCAAGGCAAGAAAAGAAUAUAUUCUUUAUUUAUUAGAUUUUGCAGCUCAACAUCCAGCAUUAUACAAAUCCCAAUCAUUUUUGUCUUUCUUUGAAAAUGGCUAUAGUCCAAAUAAUUCGCCUUUGCAUAAAGUGAAUAAAGUAGGAAAUAUAGAAAAAAUUUGUGAUAAACUAGACUUAACAUACGAAGACAAUAUAAGCCUUAUUGACCCUAAGAAAGAUGAUAGUAAAAUUGAAAAUGACAAAGUAUGUGUAAAAACAAAAUUAAAUGAAUUAACUGCUUUUGAAAAUAUUGAUAAGAAUACUGAGAAAAUAGAAGAAGAAAAGGAACAUGCAGAUAACACAGGUCAAAAUUUAUCAGACAAGGAUGAAACAACAGUUGAAAUUUCUAAAACACCAAUUUUAACUCCGAUGGUGAGUAUUGAGGAAGGUGAUGUGGAUUAUAUUUAUGAGGCAGCUUUGGAAUUCAGCCAAGCUGUUCAAGCUGAAGUUAAUUUGGAAUAUCAAGAAGCAUACGAGAAGUACAAAAAGGGAAUUGAAAAAUUGCUAGGGGGAUCCAAAGAUGAAAUGAACGAGGAAAGAAAAUUUAUUGCCAAAGCUAAAGUAGCCAAAUAUAUGGCCAGGUCUGAUGAAAUUUAUGAAAAAUUUAUUUUACAUCGUGAAAACGAGAAAAAGCUUUCGUUCCAAUUGUCUAUUGAUAUGUGUGAGGAUUCAACAAUUGAAACAGCUUAUUUGGAGCGGCCAUGGAACCAAUUAUCACGGUUUAAGGUUAUGCAAAUAAUCGAUUCAGUCCUUCAAGUUCAAGAUGUCACCGAUAAAUCAACGUAUAUUUUAAAAGGAAUAGAAAAACCGAGUUAUAAUUCAAAAGCUCAAUCGAUAUUUUUACCACAAGGGGUUCCAUAUAUGGUAGAGUUGAUAGGAUAUUUUCAGUCUGCAGAUAAAAUAUUUUUACUUUUGAGACAAGCUAAAGGAGGGAAAUUGUUUGAUUACAUUAAAAUGUACACUCCGAACACUGUUGCAUCAAUUUCUUUAAAUGAAAUUUUUGCCGAAAUUGAAUCUGAUACUACACAAACAAACAUUUCUGUGAACGAAAAAGCAUCGAAAGAACAGUCGGUUCCAGAAAUAGAAUUUACUUUCCCCGAUCCGGAUUUUGAACAAGUUUUGGAUGACUUUCAAAAUCUUAGUGAUAAAGACAGCAGUCAUUUGAAAAUGAUACAAGAUAUAUUAAGUGAAGAUCAGAAAGACAAUAAUGUGGAUAAUGUUGAAGCCAAUUCACCUCAUGUAAGUAAUUGUAGCGAAAGUAUUCCCUUUGAUAAUCUUUCACAAGAUAUGGAUAUAAAUGAUUUAGUUGAUUGCUCUCAAAAGUUAUUACGAUCCGUUUCAAAAACAUUGGAUAAAUCAAAAAAUACUGAAACCGAAAAAAUUUAUGAUAACAAAAAUGAAGCGAUUCAACCAAUAGACGAUCAAAUAGAAAAAUACAAUAUAAAAUUGAAUGAAAAACAAACUCUGACAGUGGAGAAAGGAGAAAAUUUAAUAGCACCAUGUUCUCCACGAAUGAAAAUCAAAACAAAGUUUUCUGUUCCAGAAGUAAGUGUUAAACAGUGGGCAAGAGAACUAGUUGUUGCUAUUGAUAGUCUUCAUUCGAAAGGUGUGAUUUUAGGAGAUUUACAUCCUGAUAACAUAUUGUUGGGUUCAAAAGGUCAAUUACUUUUAUCUUAUUUUCAUCAAAACGAAGGAUGUGAUCCUAGUUCAAAUUUUAUUUACAACCCUCUAGUCAAUGAAACAUAUUGUAUUGCACCUGAACGACCACUAACUAUGAAGUCUGAUUGGUGGAGCUUUGGUGUUGUAUUGUUUGAACUUAUUACGGGAUGUUCAUUCAGAUCAUGUCAUCCUGGUGGAAUUUAUAUGUAUUUUGAAGUACAAUUUCCAAAUAUAGAUAUUUCCCAUGAUGCUAGAAACUUAUUAGAAAGCGUUUUGGUACCAGAGCCUGAAAAGCGUUUAGAUAUAUCUUCAAUUAAAGCACAUCCAUUUUUUACUGGAACAUUAUGGAACGAUUUAUAUCAAAAAGGUGUUAAUUUUAUGUAAAAUAAGUAAAAUAUAUUAUAUAUAUGUAUGUACUAUAUAUUUACAUUCAUAUAAUAUAUGUAUGGGGUUAGUGUCCUAUUUUGAAUGUUAAUUGUAAUUUAUGAGUGUUAAUUUCUCGAAUAUAUUAUUCGAUUUUAUUUUUAUUAUACCAAAAUAUAUUAUGUUCAUGUAUCUAAGAAAGAUAUUAUUGAAUAACUUACAUUAUAAAUUAUGACAUACAUUUAAUAGUUACUUAAAAUAUUCAA
Messenger RNA from Condylostylus longicornis, 2740 nucleotides. RefSeq names its product ribosomal protein S6 kinase delta-1. Gene Ontology annotation, molecular function: phosphatidylinositol binding; ATP binding; protein kinase activity. Gene Ontology annotation, biological process: protein phosphorylation. The record is from RefSeq and is a predicted model, not a curated record. The transcript is spliced from 5 exons. NCBI's taxonomy places the organism in Eukaryota, Metazoa, Arthropoda, Insecta, Diptera, Dolichopodidae. The coding region runs from base 144 to 2495 and encodes 783 amino acids.